Molecule: messenger RNA, 1341 nt
Organism: Cladophialophora carrionii CBS 160.54
Lineage: Eukaryota; Fungi; Ascomycota; Eurotiomycetes; Chaetothyriales; Herpotrichiellaceae
Exons: 2
Coding region: 1-1341 (446 amino acids)
Source: RefSeq, a predicted model, not a curated record
AUGGGUCCUACCUUUACCGAGGGUGGCAUCGUACAGCACUUGGCCAAGCUCCGAAACCUCAUGAUGGCCGCUGGCAUUCCUGUGCCACCAUCUGUGAAGCGAGGCAUGAUCACCAAAGCACCGUCCAGGAUCUAUGGCAGUGCCGCCAACCCUCGUGUCAAACUCGAACCAAUUCCUGCCCUGUUUCCUGACGGCACCAGUGGCCCGACCAAGAUCAAGAUGGAAGAAGAUGCAGAGCAGCCCGUUUCCAUUUAUGAGCGAGCCAAGCGUGCCGCGAAUAAGUCGAAAGAUGAUAACGGCGAGGACACCACAGAGAAUGCGCUCUUCAACGAACCAGCCAUGCAAGAUGGUCCAGCUAAAUUGGCAGCCAGGGCAAAGGCUAAGACCAGAGGCAAGACGAAGGCGCGCCGUAACAACAUGAGCGAUGACGAGGAGGAGGAGGUUCCAAACCUAUAUGACUCUGACUCCGAAUACGGCUCUCCCAAGAAACGUCGUCGCUCCUCUGCUAGGUCGAAGCGCAAGAUGCCUGCCACUAAAGCCUCUGUCGAAGACCCUCUUGCUCUCUCUGAGGCAACCACAUUGGCUGCACCUAUUGAAGACACUCAAGUCGACGAUGUUAUGGUCAAGGUCGAAGCAGAAGACUCUGGUCCUGCGACCCGCACCCGUGGUGUCAAGCGUGACUACUCCCAGAUGGCGGCUCCUUCCUCUGAUGAGGGCGAGCCCGAAGUCGACCAGCAGGCGCAAGUCGUCGACAAUGGCGUCGAGUAUGACGGCGAGGCUGACCCAUUCGCUGAAGAUGAUGAUAUUGCUAGUGAGGCUGAGACUGAUGUCGUCCACGCCGAGGAUGAUGCUGCAGGAAAGGCAGAGUUUCAAGGUGCAUUCCUCGAGGAAUCACACAUUGUCGACACCCCAUAUGGCCAGGUCUAUGGAAACAAUCAAAUGGUGACUGAUAUGUCUCAACGAUUCCAACCUGGCAAUGUGCAUAGCUUCAAUCGAGUCGAUUACCUGAACAGCGACAACCGAUUCUCGGGUCAACAGUUCGGGUACUCCAACAUUGCCUCGAUGAUGAACUUCAUGCCCCAGGAAAAUGCCUUCAACAGCCAGUUCCCCAGCAUGAGCAUGUACUCGACAUCGAAUGAUUCGUCACGCAACAACUCUCUGGGCGGCGCCAUGGGUUAUUCUAACCUUCCGUCCAUGUCCAACGGCAACUUCUUGAACUCUUUCAGCUUCGACAACGGACAUACCGGCGACGUAAUCAACGAGCAGGAUCACGUCAACAGUAUGCCAGGAGACGACGUCUUCCUGACCACUCAGGACAGCGACUUUCUGGUCGACUCCUAA